Molecule: messenger RNA, 450 nt
Organism: Lytechinus pictus (painted urchin)
Lineage: Eukaryota; Metazoa; Echinodermata; Echinoidea; Temnopleuroida; Toxopneustidae
Product: ribonuclease P protein subunit p20-like
Exons: 1
Coding region: 1-450 (149 amino acids)
Biological process (GO): tRNA 5'-leader removal
Cellular component (GO): nucleolar ribonuclease P complex; ribonuclease MRP complex; nucleus
Molecular function (GO): nucleic acid binding
Source: RefSeq, a predicted model, not a curated record
AUGGCCUCGGGCGAUGCACAGCCGGCUACCCCCCAAGCCCGCCCUCACAAGUCGGCCAAACCGAAGGUCAAUCCAGCGGCGGUGAGUAUCCGGAAGCGUCAGCCCCGCAGACUUCCGAAGCGCAAGAAUGACAUCUACGUGACUCGCAAGUCUAACUUUGCCAGCCAGAUGGAAAAGUGUGAGAAACUCUUUGACGGGGGAGAGAAAGAGGUGUUCAUUCAUGGUCUUGGUGCAGCUAUCAACAGAGCACUAAACAUUGCUCUUCAGUUGGAGUCCCGAAGUCUUGGCACACUCCAGAUAUCCAUCAGCACUUCCACUGUCAACCUGGUGGACGACAUCGAACCACUCUGCGAUGAAGGGGACUUUGAUACGAGGGAGAGAAGCAACUCUGCUGUCCAUAUUAGAGUGUUUAGGACUGAAAGCAAGAAAAUGGAUGGGCCAAAUAAGUGA